Molecule: messenger RNA, 883 nt
Organism: Gamsiella multidivaricata
Lineage: Eukaryota; Fungi; Mortierellomycota; Mortierellomycetes; Mortierellales; Mortierellaceae
Exons: 1
Coding region: 81-788 (235 amino acids)
Source: RefSeq, a predicted model, not a curated record
UCCACGACUACUUUUUACUCGCUCUUCCAUAAAUAAUUAUUGUCAGCAACGAACAAUGCUACAAAGCAGCUACAGCGAGAAUGGAGAAUGGCCUGAACGAAUAUCGGAGACAUGGAUGGGCCACCUUCUUGGUUCUUCUUUUCAUUGCUGUUUAUGCGUAUGCGAACGAGAAAUGCCACGAGGCAAUGAAGACGCGUUUUGGUGUCGCACCUAAAAUGCAAACCAUGUUCAUGCGGCCAGUGAACGAAGUCGCUUCUUUACCGCAGUGGAUAUACAUACAACUGCCAUGUUGUCAUUUCACACUAAGCAAAGUCAACGGCGAAGAUGGCCCCAAUUGGGUCCUUAAAAAAACGUGGUCAUUGACAUUGUCUGCGUCUGGCUCCCCGAUCGAUUGGUACGCGCGCGGCCUGAAACAGGCAUCUUGUUCUCGGCACAAUACGUCAGAGAUGACCUUAGAGGAUCUUCCUCCCAAAUAUAGGAGGCUAGUCCAAGCUUCUCUCCUGCAUUCGAAUGUAUCUUUGAGGAAAGACUAUGAUCGGCGAUUGAUAGUCUCCUCUCCUCCCCGCAAUCUCCGUCCCUCCUCUAAUGUUGUUGCUGCUCCCCCGCUCUUGCACAACCUCUCUUUUAUGACAGUCAUCUCCGCCAGAAAAGCACGAGCGACGAUUGCUCACCUUAGAGAUCUAGCCUAUCAGAAUACAGACUGCGAUCCCAGCGAUGGUGCUUAUCUCGAGACUCUUCAUAUGAAAGCACCACGCAGAAAACAAUCAGAUGCGAUGACAAUGGGCUAAUAACGAUAAGGAAACAUUCUUCUUCCCCUUGCUUUUGCUGACUCUUUCUUCGCUUCUUUCCAUCUUUCUUCCCCGCAUCUCUUCUUUCUUCUCCC